Trichosporon asahii var. asahii CBS 2479 is the source of this 1335-nucleotide messenger RNA. RefSeq lists its product as uncharacterized. The transcript has a single exon. The record is from RefSeq and is a predicted model, not a curated record. Lineage: Eukaryota; Fungi; Basidiomycota; Tremellomycetes; Trichosporonales; Trichosporonaceae. The coding region runs from base 1 to 1335 and encodes 444 amino acids.
AUGCGCUCUUCCUCGACCACCUCGAUGGCAUCGGUGUCCGCGCCGAUACGAACGCGGGCGUUCGUUGGCCCCUUCAUCGUACUCAUCGGUGUUGUCCUGUCGUCUGCCAUCCAAACAGAGGUCGCCUCGUACGAAGCGUCAACGCUUGGGUUCGACAAGCCAUAUUUCUCUUUCUUCGUCACCCACAGCACAUUCGUCAUCGCGUUCCCGGUCCACCUCGCCCUGGUCUCGCUUAAGGGCGGCCUGAAGGGCGCGCCAACUCGCGCUCGCCAGCUGGUUCGCGGCCUCCGCGCCGUCCUCGCCGAUCAACUCGGGACGGUCCCUCGGUGGCGCGUCCUCGCCAAGCCGUUCAUGUACAAGAUCGUCCCCCUCACCGUGCUGGUCACGAUCCCCGCUGUGUGCUGGUUCGCCGCCAUGGCGCUCUCUCCCGCUGUCGACAUCACGGCGCUGUAUGCCACGAGCGCGUUCCACACGUACUUCUUCAGCAUGCUCCUACUCGGCACUCGGCUGACGCGAACAACGCUUGGCGCCAUUGCCGUCGCGUUUGCUGGUGUGCUCGCGAUCACGCUUGACGGCGGCGACGGCGGCAACAUGGGCAGCAACCGCAUGCUCGGCGAUAUCAUCAUGGUUGUCGGCGGCGCCGCGCUGGGUCUCUACGAAGUCGUGUACAAGAUGGUUCUCCCCGAGAGCCAGGGCGGUGUCAGCCACGCAGACACACACGACCCGGAAUCUUCCGGUAGCGAUGACGAGGAGGACGAGAUCGUGCUUGGCUCCUCGCGGCCUGUUGCAACGACUCCGCUGCUCGCCGGAUCAAAACCGCCCAGCCCUAACGGCAGCUUGAGCGACAUUGUACCGAUCAGCUCGCGCGCCAACUCGCCCCGGACUUCUCUCAACGGCCCUCGCCCUCCAUCUUACGCGACUCAUACCCCUCUUCGUGCACGCGAGGCGCACCAUCAUGUGCCCACUCUGCCGGUGGGCCUGCACUCAAACUUCCUGGUCAGCGCGAUAGGGCUCGCGACCUUCCUCCUGCUCUGGUUCCCGCUUCCCAUAUUGAAUAUGACCGGCAUGGAGAAGUUUGAGCUGCCCUCCACGGCGUACCUGUGGGGCAUCGUCGCGGUCGUUGCGGUGUGCGGCGCGAUUUACAACGCCGGCCUUAUGAUGCUCAUCGGCCUCUGGGGCCCGACGACCAGCAGUGUAGCGAACCUGCUCACGAUCGGCCUAGUCGCCAUUGCCGAUGCGCUUUGGAUGGGCCGGGCGCCGGACCUGCAGACUGUGCUCGGCGCGGGCAUGAUCUGCGCAGGUUUCGCCGUCCUGCUGUACGAAGGGGAGGAAUAG